ACUAAAAACAAAUUGCAAAUCAAACUCGUAUUUAUUAAAUGACACUUUUACUGCUAGCCUAUCUACAUAUUACAUGUAAACGGCUUUAGCUUUAAGUUAUUUUAAUUAAGCUAACAUGUGACUCUUCGUGGCAGCUUCACAACUGUCACCGCGGGCUGGUCGACCAGACAACGGUCACUAAAACGUUACAAACCGGUAAAAAAUUGUCGUUUAAUCGCCGUUUCGUUAUACGUCACGUGUGUUAGCCAUCUAGCAUUACGUUACCGGCACGAUUCCACGCGUCGUUAUCGACUAUGAAAGUCGAAUAAAAAACUUAAACUAACUCGACGUCAGACUAGCCGUUAGCUCUGUGGACGGCGGCCCUGUCGAAGCAGAAAUGCCCAAAAAGAAAACCGGCGCCCGUAAAAAGGCUGAGAACCGUAAGGAGCGAGAGAAACAGAGCCGAGCCAACCGGGAUCAUGUGGAGGUGGCCAAGCACCCCUGCAACGUUACCAUGGAGUGUGAAAAAUGUCAGAGAAAACAGAAGAACAGAGCGUUCUGCUACUUUUGCAACUCAGUGCAGAAGCUGCCUAUCUGCGCUCAGUGUGGCAAAACCAAAUGCAUGAAGUCAUCAGACUGUGUGAUCAAACAUCCUGGGAUCCACACCACUGGAAUGGCCAUGGUGGGGGCAGUAUGUGACUUCUGCGAAGCGUGGGUGUGCCAUGGCAGGAAAUGUCUGAGCACUCAUGCAUGUGCGUGUCCCCUGACAGAUGCAGACUGCAUUGAGUGUGAGCGCAGUGUGUGGGAUCAUGGAGGCCGAAUCUUCCGCUGCUCGUUUUGUCAAAACUUCUUGUGUGAGGAUGAUCAGUUUGAGCACCAGGCAAGCUGCCAAGUCCUUCAGGCAGAAACAUAUAAAUGUGUUUCCUGUAAUAGACUGGGGCAACACUCCUGCCUGCGCUGUAAGGCCUGUUACUGCGACGACCACGCCAAGAGCAAGGUCUUCAAACAGGAGAAAGGAAAAAGUCCACCCUGCCCAAAGUGUGGUCACGAGACCCAGGAGACCAAAGACCUCAGCAUGUCCACUCGCACGUUGAAAUUCGGCCGCCAGGCUGGUGCUGAUGACGAUUACGACGACUACGACGACGGGGCGUCGGGGUAUGACUCUUACUGGAAGAACUUAGCUGCUGGAGGCCGAGACCAGCAGGACAACUAUGACGAUGAGGACGAGGAUGAUGAGGACGAUGAGGAGGAGGAGGAUGAUGAUGAGGAGGAGGAAGAGGAAGAUGACGAGGAGGAGGAGGAAGAAGAAGGCAAAGAGGAAAAGGCUGCCGAUACCAUGGCUGGUCUCAAACUGGACGGGAGCGCCUGAGCUCAGACAGAGACUGGAGCAGGCUGACAGGUGGAGGAGAGUCGCAUAGAUCCCAACGAUCCUCUGCAGGUGUUGAGUUGUUACAAGUAGGGAACGAAUGAAAGAAGAAUUAAAGCAUAUAGUUAUUAUAACCAGAGCUGGAUAUCCAUAUUAGUGCCAACACAAUUCUGAAUAUCAACUUUUUCUAACAGCUCAGUCAGUGGAAUAGAAACAAUGUGGAGAGAAGAAGAUGAGAUCGGUCAAUACAAAGUCAACAAAGUCACUCUGCCUCGACAGCAGUUCCACAAUACACAAAUUACAUGUAAGCAAAAUAUUGAUGUGCAGAAUUUGAAAUAUUAAAGAAUCUUCUUCCUGUC
This is a messenger RNA of Acanthopagrus latus (yellowfin seabream), 1704 nucleotides long. RefSeq names its product zinc finger protein 330 (gene noazfp). The coding region runs from base 377 to 1348 and encodes 323 amino acids. Lineage: Eukaryota; Metazoa; Chordata; Actinopteri; Spariformes; Sparidae. Gene Ontology annotation, cellular component: nucleus. Gene Ontology annotation, molecular function: zinc ion binding. The record is from RefSeq and is a predicted model, not a curated record. The transcript is spliced from 10 exons.